Messenger RNA from Spea bombifrons (plains spadefoot toad), 1461 nucleotides. RefSeq names its product Src like adaptor (gene SLA). The coding region runs from base 115 to 972 and encodes 285 amino acids. The transcript has 8 exons. NCBI's taxonomy places the organism in Eukaryota, Metazoa, Chordata, Amphibia, Anura, Pelobatidae. Gene Ontology annotation, molecular function: protein binding. The record is from RefSeq and is a predicted model, not a curated record.
CUUGACUGUGUGACAUUCAUAACAGUGAGCGCGGCUCGGACGCUGAUAUGACAGCGCACACCAUGAUCUACUGACAUGGAACAUAUUCAGAGUUAAUAGCCAAAAAUAGCGGAUAUGGGAAAUAUCGUGAAAAACGCAUCGACCAAACUGGAUGAGAUUACUGCAUAUCAAACAGGAGCAGAAAGUGAAUUCUUAGCCGUUCUGUUUAAUUACCCUUCCACUGAUGUGAGCGAACCGAUCUUUCACGUUGGAGAAAAGCUGCGGGUCAUUUCAGAGGAAGGCGGGUGGUGGAGAGCUGUCUCGCUAAAAACAGGCCGAGAAAAUUACAUCCCGGGGACAUGCGUCGCCAAAGUUUACCACGGAUGGCUGUUUGAUGGCGUAGGAAGAGAAAAAUCUGAAGAACUUCUACAACUUCCAGACACCAAGAUUGGAACAUUCAUGAUCAGGCAAAGUGAGACCAAGAAAGGUUCCUAUUCUUUAUCCGUGAAAUACAGACAGAUUAAGCAUUACAGGAUUUUCCGUCUCCCGAACAGCUGGUAUUACAUCUCCCCGAGGCUCACCUUCCAGUGUCUGGAGCACCUUGUUAAUCACUAUUCAGAGAACUCUGACGGGCUGUGCUGUGUCCUGACUACUCCCUGUCUUACCUAUCAGUCCGUGACACACUCAGAAUCACUGGAAAGUCACGCGCCACCCGUAGUAAGAAGACGUAGGACCUUUGACUGGAAGAGUAUGAAAAGAGUCCCGCUGAGGGUGGAAGAUACGAGAAAUACUUUGGAAACAGAUGAUACAUUUCUCAGCUUUGGCCUCAGAGAAAGCAUCGCUUCGUAUAUCUCCCUGGCGGGAGAUGAAGAUUUUUCCAUGGUUUAUGGAGACAAGAAAAAAACGAAACGCCAAAGCCAAGUCAUCGCCGGCGUGAACAACCGACUCAGCUUCAGGGCCUUCACAGACGAUUAUUCUCCAGUCCACACAUGAAGAUUUUUUAUCUCCACCUGCAUCGAGUGCCGAAACCAAACCAAAAACACAGACGGAAUGGACUGAGAUCAUCUCGUUAAACAUGAGGAUAUAUCUACUGCUGGUACAAAUAUCCAUUGCACAAAACUCUGGCUCGAUUUUAACCCCAUAUGGACAGCGUUUGCGCUAUCCGAUGACUUAAUCUGACCCGGGUUGACUAGUGCUAGGGUGGCAGGUACAGGGCUGCAGCAGUCCCCCUGCCACAAAACCAGGGGACAGAUUGCUGCUUCAUGGGGCAGUUACAAGUAUAUCAGCACUAUGAGGUCACAUCCUCCAUAGGAUGUAUUACAAGGCGCUGGUUUGCCUUUAAGACAAAGAGCGCCGGGAUAUGAUGUCAUAUCCCGGAGCUCCGGAGUGGAGCUCUGCCCUGGGGGGGGGGACCUGGAAUUAUUUAAGAUUAUUGAUCCUUAUUCCACCAUAUGCAUUACCAGUUAGUACUGCUUUGUUCUA